CACACACACUCUCAUACACUCCCUCCCUCUCUCCCAGUCACUCAGUCAGUUGCAACAACACGCUCACCGAGGUCGGCAGCACAAAGCAGAGCCGCUGUCUAACCAGCCUGCACACACUCUCACACAUCACACACACACACUCCUGACACACACGCCCAGACGCUCGACACACACCUCCUCAGCGAUGCCCGGGGAGCUGAAGCAAAACUGACGAGAGGAAGGAAGGACAGAAGCAAAGAGAAGAGAAGAAGUAAAAACAAUCAAUCAGGUUGUCCAAUUGAAGAGCUUCCCCCUGAGGCCCCCUGCUGACUGUUAACAAGCACAACUCUGUACAAGUCCGGGAGCUUCAUGAGUGUGUGCACAUAACCUCCACUCCACCUCUGUGUGUGUGUGUGUGUGUGUGUGUGUGUGUCAGGCACCAUGCUGUGGACAGUGAUACUAGCACUGCUGGUGCUUCUGCUGCUGCAGACUCAGCUGUCUGUGUGCUUAAGGGAAUUACGCAGCGGGGGUUCCAGCCCCCCUGCCUACUCCUCUUCAUCCUCCUCUUCCUCCUCCUCUCACAAUGCCACCCAGCAGCGGUUGCCUGGGGCGAUUAUUAUUGGUGUGCGGAAAGGCGGCACAAGAGCCCUGCUGGAGAUGCUCAAUCUGCACCCAGACGUGGAAGUGGCAAAGGCCGAGGUUCACUACUUCAACGUGGAGGAGCACUACCGCCGAGGCCUGGCCUGGUACCGAGCCCAGAUGCCCUUCACCCUCCCCAAUCAGCUGACAGUGGAGAAGACCCCUGGCUACUUCGCGGCCCCUCAGGUUCCUACACGUGUCUGGGACAUGAACCCCGCCGUCCGCUUGUUGCUCAUCGUCCGGGACCCCGCUGAGAGGCUGGUCUCUGACUACACCCAGGUCCUCCACAACCGACUGACCCGCCACAAGCCCUACCAGCCGCUAGAGGAUCUCCUGAUCCACAAGGGCCACAUUGAUCCCGGGUACAAGGCGCUGCAGAGGAGCCUGUACUACCAGCAUCUUGCACGCUGGCUGGAGGUCUUCCCCAGGGAGCAGAUCCACGUAGUGGAUGGCGACGCGCUCAUUCGGGAUCCCUUCCCCGAGCUGAGAAAGGCUGAGAGGUUUCUGGACCUGCCGCCCAGGAUAAGCCCCAACAACUUCUACUACAACACCACCAAGGGCUUCUACUGCCUCCUGUCUGCCGGACACGACAAGUGCCUGGACGAGUCUAAAGGCAGGCCGCAUGCGCCGCUGAGCACCCAGGCCUUUAAGAAGCUCUGUCACUACUUCAGGAAGCCCAACAAGCUGUUCUUUGAAAUGGUGGGGAGGUCGUUUUCCUGGUGCUGAUCCAGUGAUGAAACGCACCGCCUGCUCAACGCAGACACAUUCAGGGACACAGAGAGGGACAGAAGACUGUGGUUUGUGUGUUUUUGUAGGUAGAUGAGUGAAAAGAUUUUAGUUCGAUUUAAGUCAUAAACAUCUCUUGUUGUUUAUACCUACUCAGGUAUAAAUGUGGCCAACGAAAGCAGCACAUAUGUGUGUUUGAGUGAAGAUAUGUGAAGAGUUAGAGUGGUCAACACAAACCUUUACCAUGACCAUACUGGUGCCUCCUGGGACAAACUCACUUGACGAAGCUUACGACAACUGUGCCAUACGCAAGUUUGAAACCGGACACGCGACUAACUCCUUGUUAGUGUUCAUCUGUGGGGUGAAAAGAAGAUGUGCAGACUUUGAAGUGAUGUAGAAAUAGGCAAGUGAUGAAAAGAUGGUCGAAUCUAUUAAUUGUUGCACUAUGAACUCUAAUUGCAUAAAAAAAAAAAAAAGUCAAUCGAGGUUCAGUGUGGACAAUUUCAAACAAAAACCAACUCCUUGCUUUUAUUUUUCUCAACAGUUGUAACAUGUUUAUAUGAUAGUCGAAAUGUUUUAGUUGAAUCAUCCUCUUUACUUGUUUCUUUUGUUAUUUUUCAAGGCCGACUUUCAGAUGUUCAAUGAAAUCUUUUCUUGUUUUUAGCUCUUUAGAAACUAGCCACCUUGAAAACUUCUUUUGGUUUCUUUUUUACUUUCAAGGCCAAUGUAGUACUAUCGCUAGUUUGUGUUUUUUAAGAC
Epinephelus fuscoguttatus (brown-marbled grouper) is the source of this 2103-nucleotide messenger RNA. It is a transcript of the gene hs3st1l2, whose product is annotated as heparan sulfate (glucosamine) 3-O-sulfotransferase 1-like 2. Lineage: Eukaryota; Metazoa; Chordata; Actinopteri; Perciformes; Serranidae. The transcript has 3 exons. Bases 421 to 1344 code for a protein of 307 amino acids. Gene Ontology annotation, molecular function: [heparan sulfate]-glucosamine 3-sulfotransferase activity. The record is from RefSeq and is a predicted model, not a curated record.